AUGGACCACUCCAGAGAUCCCUGCCCUUGGGUUGCGCUGUCCGACUUUGGUGGCGCAUUCUGUAUGGGAGCGAUAGGCGGCGCAGUAUGGCACGGUGUGAAGGGUUUCCGUAACUCGCCGUACGGCGAGCGCAGAAUCGGCGUCAGGGAUACUUACAUGUCUUCUCCAACAGCCAUCACGGCCAUCAAGGCGCGCGCGCCAAUCCUGGGCGGCAACUUCGGCGUGUGGGGCGGUCUCUUCUCGACGUUCGACUGCGCGGUCAAGGGCAUCCGCAAGAAGGAGGACCCGUGGAACGCUAUCAUUGCCGGUUUCUUCACUGGCGGCUCGCUGGCAGUGCGUGGCGGCGCGAAGGCCGUCCGCAACGGUGCCAUCGGCUGCGCCAUCCUGCUCGCCGUCAUCGAGGGCGUCGGCAUCGGCUUCCAGCGCAUGAUGGCGGAGAACAGCCGUCUCGACGCCCCUCCGCCGCCUCCGCAGGGCCAGGGCCAGCCGCAGCUGGCUUAG
Messenger RNA from Lasiodiplodia theobromae, 501 nucleotides. Its product is annotated as Mitochondrial inner membrane translocase protein. The transcript is spliced from 4 exons. Lineage: Eukaryota; Fungi; Ascomycota; Dothideomycetes; Botryosphaeriales; Botryosphaeriaceae. Bases 1 to 501 code for a protein of 166 amino acids. Gene Ontology annotation, molecular function: transmembrane protein transporter activity. Gene Ontology annotation, biological process: protein import into mitochondrial matrix. The record is from RefSeq and is a predicted model, not a curated record. Gene Ontology annotation, cellular component: TIM23 mitochondrial import inner membrane translocase complex; mitochondrial inner membrane.